AAGCAGGAGAUUUUCAACCUAGUGACAGGCACAGAGCAGCACCUACCCCCUCCUCCUUCCCACACCUGCAAACUCUUUUGCUUGGGCUGAAUAUUUAGUGUAAUUACAUCUCAGCUUUGAGGGCUCCUGUGGCAAAUCCCCGGAUUAAAAGGUUCCUUGGUUGUGAAAAUACAUGAGAUAAAUCAUGAAGGCAACUAUCAUCUUUCUCCUGCUUGCUCAAGUCUCCUGGGCCGGACCGUUUCAACAGAGAAGCAUAUUUGACUUUUAUGACCUCAUGCUUGGAGAUGAGGCUUCUGGGGCAGACUCAGAUGACCAUUACCGCAGUCCUGAUGCUCCUGACGCAGAUGUUCUGGGACCAGUGUGUCCCUUCCGCUGUCAAUGCCAUCUUCGAGUUGUCCAGUGCUCAGAUUUGGGUCUGGACAAAGUGCCAAAAGAUCUUCCUCCCGACACUACGCUGCUGGACCUGCAAAAUAACAAAAUAACUGAAAUCAAAGGUGGAGACUUUAAGAACCUCAAGAACCUUCAUACAUUGAUUCUUGUCAACAACGAAAUUAGCAAAAUCGACGCUGGAGCAUUUGCACCUUUGGUGAAAUUGGAACGACUCUAUCUGUCCAAGAAUCAGCUGAAGGAAUUGCCAGAAAAAAUGCCCAAAACUCUUCAGGAGCUUCGUGCCCAUGAGAACCAGAUCACCAAAGUGCGAAAAUCUGUGUUCAAUGGACUGAACGAGAUGAUCGUCAUAGAACUGGGCACCAACCCACUGAAGAGCUUAGGGAUUGAGAACGGAGCCUUCCAGGGAAUGAAGAAGCUCUCCUACAUCCGCAUUGCUGACACCAAUAUAACCUCCAUCCCUCAAGGUCUCCCUCCUUCCCUUACUGAAUUACAUCUGGAUGGCAACAAAAUCACCAGAGUCGAUGCAGCUAGCCUGAAAGGACUGAAUAAUUUGGCUAAGUUGGGGCUAAGCUUCAACAACAUCUCUACGGUUGACAAUGGCUCUCUGGCCAAUACUCCCCAUCUGAGAGAACUUCACUUGAAUAACAACAACCUUCUCAAAGUGCCUGGUGGGCUGGCCGAACAUAAGUACAUCCAGGUUGUCUACCUUCAUAACAAUAAUAUCUCUGCAGUUGGGACUAAUGACUUCUGCCCACCUGGAUUCAACACCAAAAAGGCUUCUUAUUCAGGAGUGAGCCUUUUCAGCAACCCAGUUCAGUACUGGGAAAUUCAGCCAGCCACCUUCCGAUGUAUGUAUGUGCGCUCUGCCAUUCAGCUCGGAAACUACAAGUAACUCCCAAGAAAGCCCUCAUUUUUAUAACCUGGCCAAAUCCCAUUAAUGCCAUUGCUCAAAGAAGGAAAAAAAGAAAAUGAAAGCUAGAUACUGAAAUCCUUAACUGGAAUGUGGAUAUUUUCCCCACAUGACUUAUUAUGCAUAAAGCCAAAUAUGCAGUUUAAAUAAUUGCCUACAAUAAAAAAAAAAAUGUUUUGCCUGCCAUUUCGGAAUCCUUUUUUGAAGCUUUCUGUUGAUGUUAACUGAUCUAUUGCAGGUAUUCUUAUUUCACUAAAUGUAAAAUUUGGAGAAAAUAUGUAUGUCCAAAAUUUAGUAAAGCUUUUCUUUUUUUAAAUUUAAGGAAUUAAAUUUAAAAAGUAUCAAUCUUCUGUAGCUCAUAGGAUGGUUAGUACUUUGACAUAAAGUCAAAACUCAAACUCUAGCUUUGUAUUAAUCCCCAUUGUUACUGGAAAAGCCUCAUUUGAAUAUGUAAAUUCAGUAUAGGCUAUGUAAAAUUUUUACUGUCAUUAUUUUGAAAAAAAAUAAAUUCACAAGUUCACAUUCAAAAUA
Miniopterus natalensis is the source of this 1831-nucleotide messenger RNA. It is a transcript of the gene DCN, whose product is annotated as decorin. Gene Ontology annotation, molecular function: protein binding. The record is from RefSeq and is a predicted model, not a curated record. Lineage: Eukaryota; Metazoa; Chordata; Mammalia; Chiroptera; Miniopteridae.